AGACUCUGACACGGGCUAUGUAGCUACUGUACAGUAGUAGAUAGCAUGCGGGAGUCGAUACACGCCCUUCGUUGAGACUUCUUGAGCCUCCAAGGUACACAGAGAGAGCUUGCCCGGGCACCUCUUGCAAGUGGGAAGGUCCACUCGUGGGUCCACUAGACGACGUUCUUACUUACAGCUCACAGACUAUUACAACACUUGGCGGAGAAGACAUUGUGUUCUUGGCAGGAGAUAGCUAUUCACCUGCCCGGGGCCGUCGACUGGGUGAUGAUGCAAUGGUGUUUCGACCACUACUUCAUGUUGGUUCUGGAGAAACCAGGAGAGACACGAGGGACAUCAGCAGUUCUUCGCAGUCGUUCAGUUGAUAGGGACGGAGAAAGAGGCCAACGCUUUCAGUUGUGUUGGCUUUAGUGUAGAGGUUGCAAUUGAAUAUUACUUUCUCUUUAUCUUUUCUCUCUUUAUUUGCACCCUUUCUUCCUCUGUUGUUUUCUUAACUCACUAGAUACAAGUUGGAGCUGGUGGGUCAUGGUAGAAAGUUAACAUGGGAAGCAAAGCCUCAAAGCAUCCACUGCAGUAUAUCAAGUGUCAUUUGCAGCAACGACUGCCUAAUAUUUGAGACUGCAGUGGCUUCACAUUUCGGAGACAAUUGAAACCUUGCUAUGACGUCACAAUCUACAAGACAUCAUGGCGGAAGGCCCAGCGGUCAACGAGACGCUAACUCCAGACGAUGCCGCGGACGUGUUGGAGGAGCUACUGCCAACACAGAACAAGUCAUACGAGCUGGGGCUAAAGUUGAAACUGCCACAUCACGUUGUGGAGGCCGUUCACAAGGAAUUACCGUCCGACAAGUGUCUGCUUCAAAUCCUGAUCAAGUUCCUGCAGCAGGCGGAGCCCAGACCUACGUGGAGAGUCAUCGUAGAUGCUCUCAAGAGUCCUGUAGUCGGUCUAACGGCUCUGGCUAGGAGAGUGGAAGCAUCUCAUUUCCCUGACUCUACCGCAACACAUGACGUGGUACCUGAGACGACUACUGAGUCUGCAGCCAACACUACUGCUGGUGAUGAUGAUGUCAAAUCAAAGCCAUCUUCUCAACUGAACCCUGCUGAUAUUACGGCAGUGGAGACUGAAAUCAAAGGGCUUAGUGACAGGUUCAACGCUCUAAAAUACCUUGCAAUCCAAGGCCUACAGAAGAUUGGUGUUACCGUCCAAAUGGUUGUCUAUAUUCUCACAAACAUUUGCACAUACGGCGAUCAAUUAUUUUUAAAAGAAAAUCACAAGGCUCUUCGACAGUGCGAAGACCAUCUUGAGCUGUUUGGAUCUCUCAACUUCUACUGGAACUAUCUCGCACCUGAUCUGCUCGACCACCUGAUCGGAGAACUGACUAAGAAGGGACAUGAGGAAUUCAACACGACUGCUAGUGAGAUGACCGCCUACAAAAAGGAUCUGGAAGAGUUUAAAAAACAUACGACAUUGGUUCUGUUGUGUGAGGCUGACCCUCGGCCGCUCGAUGAAGAUCCUCCACCUGGCUUCAGGAAGAUGGUAGUCAAGUUUGAAUGGCCCCGAACUGCAACACUGGAGGACGUGGAGAAGUUCAGGAGACGAUACGCCAGCAACUACGACCUUCAGACAUGUGCCAUGAUGUUGAACAGCAUUGGGACUGGAUGUUUCACUGUCACUUGGUUCGUACCUGUCUCAGUGGUGGAGAUGUUGAGGAAAAAGAGAGCGUUGGCUGUCUUCAAGGAGUUCAGUGUCACUAGACUAGACAUCCACACAUCAACACAGAUUUGUGUCUACCAAGUCCCCCCUCAGAGACCAGUGGCUCCAUCCUCAACCAGUGACAGCUCGGCAAAUGCUAAGUUGUCUAAUGCUGCCAACAAAAGCAAGGAGCCACGCCAAGUGUCAUCAGUGGAUGAGGACUAUCCUUUUGUUGAGCAGCCAUCUGAUGACUUGUUCUGUCCAGUGACAACUGGUCUUCUGCUCCAUCCUCACCUCACAUCAUGCUGUGGUAAUCAUCUCUCAGAGGAAGCUGCUGCCAGGAUAAGAGGAGAUAGAGGGGCAUGCCCACUUUGCAAGGAGGAGGAUUGGAGCACGUUGUUGAAUAAAAGCUUACAGCGUCAAGUGAAGUCACUGCGUGUGUUCUGUCGCCAUGAAGACAGAGGGUGUGGCUGGCAGGGAGAGCUGGCUGCCUUUCACCCUCACGUGAGCUAUUGUCCAAUGGGAGACGGUCCUCCCAUGACUGAGCUAGUGAAACUGCCAGUAUGCAGAGAGGCUGGAGCCGUCCCUAGUUUGUCUGGAGCCAUUUCUCCCCACUCUUCUGCCUCUGGAACUAUUGUACGAGUGAACGAGAAAGCUGAGAGAGACUCUGAGACUCAGAGAACAAAGCCUGCUCACCUAGCAACAGCUGUACCCCAUGCCAUACCACCUGUAGUUAAACCUCGAAAGGUAAACAGGUCUGAAAAUGAUAUUGAACAGGAUAUUGAACCUCUGGACAUUCCGGGAGUCGAGUUGGAAGAGACUGAGCGAAGCCAUUUUUCCAUAAGGAGGGAAGAAGUUGAGGUUGAAAAACGAAGCGGGGUUGGUGGUCUGUCUGUUGAUGACAAUUAUAUGUACUAUUCCUUCACUGAAAAUGAAGAUAAAAAGUUUCUGCGCAAAUGUGAACAUAAUGGGAAUUUUGUUUGCGAUGUAUCCCUACCGAAAUUUGUUCGUGGAAUUGGAAAGGAUAAUUACGGUUUUCUAUACGUUCUAUGUUCCAGUACCUAUUCAAAAGUGUUUAAAUUUGAUGAAAAACUGAAUCCAGUCCGAAAAACAAAUAAGAACUGUACAGAACAUUUUGGUGUGGCAUAUGGAAUUUUGGUGACUGAUGAACAUGUUUUCGUUUGUGCACGGGUUAGCCAAAAGGUAUGCAUUUUGGACUUGGACUUGAAUCUUCAGUAUUGCUUGAAAUUAAAUGUUAGCCCCAUUGGAAUUACGAAGCUUAGUGACACGUAUUUCGUUACCGCUAUAGCUGCUAUUGGAAUCCUGGAUUUAGAUAUUGACAAUAUGAAAUUUAGAGUGAAAAUAUGCGAAGAAAUGAAGACUGGUCUUACUACAGAACGGUUCAAACCUGAAAUCACACUCAAAGGAAUAUGUUCUGAUAAGCAAUACUUAUAUGUGACAGAGAGAGAUCAUUCAAAUGGAGGUCGCAUAUUGUGUCUGCAUUAUCAAGAAAACCAGUUAAUCCUCAAGUAUUUCUAUCAAAAUUCUUGUCAGCAUUGCAUGCCAAACUGCUGCCCGAUUGUAAUUGCC
Molecule: messenger RNA, 3282 nt
Organism: Geodia barretti
Lineage: Eukaryota; Metazoa; Porifera; Demospongiae; Tetractinellida; Geodiidae
Source: the annotation of a GenBank genome assembly